Onychostoma macrolepis is the source of this 3151-nucleotide messenger RNA. It is a transcript of the gene mmp11a, whose product is annotated as matrix metallopeptidase 11a. Lineage: Eukaryota; Metazoa; Chordata; Actinopteri; Cypriniformes; Cyprinidae. Gene Ontology annotation, biological process: endoplasmic reticulum unfolded protein response. The coding region runs from base 184 to 2448 and encodes 754 amino acids. Gene Ontology annotation, molecular function: metalloendopeptidase activity; misfolded protein binding; ubiquitin-specific protease binding. The record is from RefSeq and is a predicted model, not a curated record. Gene Ontology annotation, cellular component: extracellular matrix; endoplasmic reticulum membrane; Hrd1p ubiquitin ligase ERAD-L complex. The transcript has 15 exons.
AAGAAGAAAAAAAAAAAAAAAAACACGGUGUAUUUGAGGAAAGAGAACAAAGAAAUCAUUGCAUAUAAAGAAGUGCAUGCAGUCUCCGCAGCAGCAGUCGUCCACAGGCAUCGCGCGAGCUUGCACCGCAACGUUCUCAGGCACUUCACUUCCAGCAGCGGAGCUCCAGGAUACAGGAGGAGGAUGCGAGUCUCCGGGCUUCUGUCAGGCGCUUUUGCUCUGCAUGUGCUCCUGACCGCGAGAUGCAUGCCUUUGCAUGAGGGACGAGGACUCAUGAAGCACAAAGAGCCUCCGGGUUUGUCACAGAUUCCUCAUUCCCUCUCUGAAAAGUGGAGAGACAGGGUCCCCCAUCCUCAGGACACAUUCAAACCUCAAGCACUGUCAAAAGAUGAGCCACAGCUCAGCACCCAACUCAGGAACAGCUCCGGGGGUGCAGGUCCACUGCGCUGUGGCGUCCCAGACUACCCCGACCAGAGAGAGGUGCAUCUCAGCAGGCACCCCCGACAGAAACGCUUUGUGAUUUUUGGAGGACGCUGGCCAAAAACUGACCUCACUUACAAAAUCCAGCGCUUCCCGUGGCAGAUGAAUGAGGAUAAAGUGAGGCGGGUUUUACGGGAAGCUCUCAAGAUUUGGCGUGACGUCACGCCCCUCACCUUUACUGAGGUCAUCGACCAAGAGGCCGACAUAGUCAUUGACUUCGCAAGGUACUGGCAUGGUGAUAAUUUGCCCUUCGAUGGCCCUGGUGGGAUCCUGGCUCAUGCUUUUUUCCCAAGGACACACCGGGAGGGAGACAUUCAUUUUGAUUAUGAUGAGUCCUGGACGGUGGGCAAUGAACUUGGAACUGAUCUUCUUCAGGUGGCAGCACAUGAGUUCGGUCAUGUCCUGGGUCUACAGCAUUCUCUGGAGCCUGGAGCCAUAAUGUCCCCAUUUUACAGCUUCUCUUAUCCUCUCCAGCUCAGUGAGGAUGACAAGAAAGGGAUUCAAUACCUCUACGGCCCCCGGUCGCAAGCCCCGCUCCAAAUCCCUACAGAAACCAAUGAGAUUAUCACCACUGCACCUGACGCUUGUUACACAGACUUCGAUGCUGUGUCUGUAAUCCGUGGGGAAUUGUUCUUCUUCAAGGCCAGCUAUGCCUGGCGCAUCAGGGAGGGCCGUCUGCAGGCGGGAUACCCUGCCCUGGCCUCUCGACACUGGAGGGGCAUUCCAGAGAAAAUAGGCGCUGCCUAUGAAGACAAAAAGGGCAAUAUCUGGUUCUUUGAAGGUUCCAAUUACUGGGUGUUUGAUGCAGAACACAAGAUAAAAGGACCGGACCCGCUGCAGACUAUAGGUCUUCCUGUCAUGGACCUUCAGGCUGCGCUGCACUUAAAGGAGCACCACGGCCAUCAUACAUACUUCUUCAAAUCAGGAAACUACUGGCGUUUGGACUCUCAAGAGAACAGAGUGGACACGGCCUUCCCACGCAGCAUCCAGCAGGACUGGUGGGGCAUCCCUGAUGAGAUUGAUGCUGCCUUCCAGGAUGCGCACGGCUUUGUCGUCUUCAUCAGUCGCCGACAGUACUGGAAGUUUGACCCAGUUCAGCGUAAGGUUUUGGAAGGUUACCCACGCUACGUUGGUGCAGACUUCUUUGGAUUGACCAUACGGAUACAUAGUGAAAGUGUGCAGAAGAGUUUAUUAAUACGCCGGAGAAAAAUCAUGGCAAACAGCGUCACUCAAGAGUACAUGCAGAUCCCAGCCGUCACGCGAGCAUAUACUACUGCGUGCGUCCUGACAACCGCAGCUGUGCAAUUGGAGUUUAUCACACCGUUUCAACUCUAUUUUAAUCCUGAUUUGAUAUUAAAGAAAUACCAGGUAUGGCGACUGAUCACAAACUUCUUGUUUUUUGGACCUCUUGGAUUCAGCUUCUUGUUCAAUAUGAUUUUUCUAUAUCGUUACUGUCGAAUGCUGGAGGAAGGCUCUUUCCGCGGUCGAACGGCAGAUUUUGUCUAUAUGUUCCUGUUCGGUGGUGUUCUUAUGACUCUCUUUGGUCUAUUUGCCAACCUGUUCUUUUUAGGACAGGCUUUUACUAUAAUGCUGGUUUAUGUCUGGAGUAGAAGGAACCCUUAUGUCCGCAUGAACUUCUUUGGCCUGCUCAACUUCCAGGCCCCAUUCCUUCCCUGGGUGCUCAUGGGAUUCUCACUGUUACUGGGCAACUCCAUUGUUAUUGAUCUCCUGGGGAUCGGUGUAGGACACAUCUAUUACUUCCUAGAAGAUGUAUUUCCUAACCAGCCUGGAGGCAGAAAGCUUCUUGCCACUCCUGGAAUUUUUCGAGUUUUGUUCGACACACCUCAAGAAGAUCCGAAUUACACCCCUCUUCCGGAAGAUCAGAGUGGGAUAUCCUGGAAUGGACAAGGUGUAGAAGAUGCCGACCAAGGUCAAAAUGAUGAGGAUCUUCAAGGAGAAGAAAACUGAAGGUUUCAACACCACAAAGACAGCAAUAAAUCUUGUCAUGCUUUUAAAGUCCUCCUUGUUUUAGUUGGGGAAGUUUAUGUCUGCAUGUCAAGUUCUGACUGUGUAAUGGAAGAUACUCCUUGAUAAAGGAGUCCACUGUGGAUCUAGGAAAGUUGGAGACUAUGGCCACCUUAGUGCCUUUGUGUACAAAAUAAAUAGAUCCAAAUUUUGCAUUCAGUGCCAUGCACAUCACAAACAGUUUUCCUUUGUUAUUUUGUUCUGAAGGAACAAUGCUUUUCUGUUUUACUUCACACCACAUGGUUUGAAACAAUUGCUCUUUUCUCAACAACUUCUAUUUAAUGAAUAUUACAAAGCAGUGGUGGCUGGCAGGAUUGGAGUUGAAAGAGAAGCCAUUCAAUCUCUCAUAAUAUAAUCCAUCAUUUUAGAGGGGGUGUGAACUCCACAGGAGGGUAUUUUCUUGGGUACAAUACUGUGGCAUAUUUCUUUUCCCACAACACAGUCAGCGGCGAGGCAGGUGGACACAUUCACAAAUGUGCCGACUAUCUGAAAUGCCAAAUUGAACUGCAGACUCCGCAUUUUCAGGCCGUUGGCCUUUUGUUAGCACCAUUGCAAAAAAACAAAAAGCUUUUAUGUAGCGAAACUGAAAGAUGGAUUGUCUGGAAGAAUUUGUGCUCCACAAAAAGAUAAAAUUUCCUAAAAACCA